This is a messenger RNA of Anthostomella pinea, 1830 nucleotides long. Lineage: Eukaryota; Fungi; Ascomycota; Sordariomycetes; Xylariales; Xylariaceae. The record is from the annotation of a GenBank genome assembly.
AUGGCCGCCCACCGCGAUGAGCACCUCCCACCACCCCUCACCCUAAUCUACCCGCCCCUCCUCAACUCGGCCAACCCCUGGGCGACGACGCUUGAGGAUCUAAAAGGGCUGUUCGGCUGUCCCCACACCGGCGCCGUCACGACGCGGACGGCGCUGCUGGACGAGGGGUUCGCGCAUGAUGACUUGGUGCAUCAGUAUGCGUUCUUUGAUGUUGGUACGCAUGUUUCUGGGGGGUUUGGGUCGGGGGGUGGUGGCGGGGAUGGGGAUGGGGGUGGUGAUGCGGGCGUGAAGGAGAAGGAUAGUGUGCAUGCGAAGCGGAACGAGAACGCGAACGCGAGUCUGAAUACCCUCGGCUAUAGCCCCAUCCCGCUGGACUCGUAUCUGGACUUUAUCGGUACUAUCUCCGAUGCCCUCACAUCGGAGUCUGAUCCAGAUUCUGCGAUGGAGCAGAAGAAUAAGAAGAUGAAUAAGAAGAAGGGAGAGAAGGAGGGGGAGAAGAAAAGAAAACCCUUCAUCAUCUCCGUCACUGGCGACCCGGCCGAGGUCGCCGAGUGCUACCGCCGCAUCGCGCGGCGCCAGCGCGCGGUGCGCGUGCCGCUCGCUAUGGAGGUUAAUCUGAGCUGUCCGAAUAUCCCGGGGAAGCCGCCGCCGGCUUAUGAGGGGGUGGCGCUGGGGUUGUAUUUGAGGGCGGUUUGUGAGGCUGUGGGGGGAAGGGGAGAUGGGGGAGGGGAAGGGGAUGGAGGUGGAGGUGGAAGAGAAAAGGCGGUUCGGAUACCCUGGGGACUGAAGACACCGCCGUACACGCACGCCGGACAGUUCGAGAGGCUGGCCUCUGCGCUGCGGGAGGCUGGCUCUUAUUACUCUGGAUCGAGAUCUACGUCUGGGGAUAGCGACGGGGCUGGAGCACCUUGUCCCGUCAGUUUCAUCACGGCCACGAAUACGCUUGGCUCCUGCCUCCUCCUCGCCGAUCCCAGCCCCGACCCCCAUCAACAGCCAUCACCGAAGCUCCCGGGCGCCCUCGGCAUCGGCGGCAUGGCCGGCGCGCCGCUGCACCCCCUCGCGCUCGGCAACGUGGCCACGCUACGGCGGCUGCUGGAUGCGGAUGUGCGGACGCGGCAUGUGGCUCUGAUUGGGGUCGGUGGUGUUGAGGAUGCAGCUGGGUACCGCCGAAUGCGGGCUGUGGGCGCGGUGGCGGUGGGGGAUGACGCGACACCACUGCAUCGAUGCCGCACGUUUGACGAGGCAGUAGCGCAGGGCCAUCUCGCGUCGAUUCUCGCAACUCAGCCCUCGUAUGAGGAAAGGGGUGUCGCGGGGACCCUGAGGUCCGGAUACCAUGCGUGCCGAGCAAAGACACAGCGGUUCUUCCGAUCCAAGACGAAGCAUUGGCUGAUCCUGACGAUGAUCAUCCUCGACAUCGCGGACAUUCUCACCGAUGUCUUCAUCGCGCUUAUCACCUGCGAGCUGCGAAGAGAAGACGAGCCGUGGGUGGCGCCGACGAGAGCUGCCUUGGCAUACUUCGCGAGUACGUUGGGUCGCCUCUUCGUGGUCGAACUGAUACUCUCCGUCUUCGCCGACGGCCUGGAGUUCUUCUACAACUGGUCCCACUGCUUCGACGCCUUGGUCAUUGUGCUAGGCUUUGCCGUUGACCUGCUGGAACACAACGUCACGGGAGAGAUAGUUUCUCUGAUCGUCAUACUACGGCUGUGGCGGUUCUUCAAGAUCGUCCAGGACUUUUGGGGCGAGCAGGCCGAGCAGACGGAGGAGUUGCGCAAGCGGGUCGAGGACCUGGAGAAGCGCAAUGCGGAUCUGGAAGCGCAGCUUAUGAUAUGA